Messenger RNA from Penicillium crustosum, 1923 nucleotides. RefSeq names its product exonuclease V. The record is from RefSeq and is a predicted model, not a curated record. The coding region runs from base 1 to 1923 and encodes 640 amino acids. Gene Ontology annotation, biological process: interstrand cross-link repair. Gene Ontology annotation, cellular component: nucleus; mitochondrion. The transcript is spliced from 2 exons. Gene Ontology annotation, molecular function: single-stranded DNA 5'-3' DNA exonuclease activity. NCBI's taxonomy places the organism in Eukaryota, Fungi, Ascomycota, Eurotiomycetes, Eurotiales, Aspergillaceae.
AUGUCCUGCCCAGAGAGAAAUGAGGAAUCUGACUACGGAUCAGACUUCACUCCAGAUGAAGAGGAUCUACUAAACGAUUUGUUGAACAAAGCCGUCGCGGAACACGCGACCGACCCCGACGCCACUUUCAUCUCGACACCAAUUUGGAUCUCGACCCCAACGCCCAUCGAACACAUCACGUCGCCAAAAUCCCCAGACCUCGUUGAUCUCGAGACCUUGCAGCCUGAAGCUCUAGCAGCACUCGUUGCAGAUAUCGAGGAUGGCAUUGAGCCAGCUCGCGUUCGGUCGCCUAAGGUGCUGGGUCGGGAAGGGCCUCGCUCGCCAUGGCGGCAGUCGCAGCCUCGACCAGGCCAGGCCGUUAGAUGGGGUGCGGGUGCGAGUUCAGCGGGGAAGUCAAGUCCGCGCGCUGGCAACAGCAACAGUGGGUUGGUCCUAUUACAUCCAACCCGAAUUAAGCUGACGACAUCUUCUCCCAAGCGUUUAGUCGAGAACUCUAAUUCAACCGAGGGCCGAGUAAAAGAACGCGAGCGCAAUGCAGCGCGCGCUCUCGAAUGGACACAACAGGAUCCCGAAGCCGCAGCGCUCGAUACUCGAUCCCCCGUCGAACGGUUCCGGCAAGCACCCAACAAAGCAUUCUCAGUGACGGAUCUCGUUUCGCCAGCUUGGUGCGAGCUGCAGUACUGGUUCACGUUGACAAAACAUGGGGGGCAGAAGAAGAGGACUGCUGCGAUGAAGAAGGGAAGUUCCAUGCACAAGAGUCUCGAGGAUGAGAUCUACACUACCGUCCCUGUGGAAAUCACGACUAAAGAGGAUGCGUGGGGUCUCAGGAUAUGGAAUGUCAUUCAGGGCCUGCGUAUGCUGCGCGAUUAUGGCGUUACGCGUGAGAUGGAGGUUUGGGGCGUUAUCGAUGGGGAAUUUGUCAAUGGCAUCAUUGAUCAGUUGUCCUAUGAGUGUCCCGACCCGGAGCUUGAGGCUACUGCUGCUGGGUACUAUGCGGAUAUUGUAGCGUCGCGCGCUGCGCUUCCGGAGUAUCAGAUGUCCUUGUCAGACUUUUUGCUUUCUUCUUCGCAAGGCGGGAUGAAGCUUUCGGACUUUGGUCAAACUGAGGCUGAGCAAACGGGGCACGUUGAGCAGGAACUGCCUGCGGCGGUCUAUGACCUACGCCGGAUAUAUUUAACAGACGUGAAGACUAAGGGUAACCGAUCACUACCGAACGUCAAAAGCACGGGGUUCCGGCCUACUCUUCUCCAGCUGCAACUCUACUACCAUAUGCUCAACCGGAUGAUCACGAGCGACGAUGUCACUAUUGACCUCCUUGCCGCUCGGUAUGACUUUGACGCAGAGAAGCCGUUCACGAACGCCUUCGUCUCGGAGGUUGGCGGCCUGAACGACCAGUACUUCGACGCUCUCUCUUCACAAGAAUCUGAACAUAAUGAGGGCCCUUCUAUUGAUAGCCAGGACUCAACCAGAAUCCUACUGACACACAACAACCUCUCCCGUCUUUGGGGUCUUAUGAUACAACAACUCCGCCUCACAUUCCUCCCUGAAAACUCUCCUGACACACCAUCCGUCGCACCAUCUAUCCCAUCAGUUUCCCAGCCAGAGCUCUUGGAACCUUACUCAACCCUCCUUUCGCCGGUUCUCACAGCUCGGUACCUUUCAUCUGCCGCCAACGAAGACAUAAAAAGACAGCUCAUCGGAACUCGAUCUUUCCUCUUCGAUCCGACAUCCCUCACCUCCCACCUCAACGACCAGAUGACCUGGUGGCGCGGCGAGCGAGAUCCCCGCGGCGUGGAGAUCAUGGACGCGUGGAAAUGCCGGAUCUGCGAGUUCCGCGACGAAUGCUCUUGGCGGGAGGAGCGUGAGAUGGCUUAUGCGAGACGAGGUGGAGGUCGGAGAGCUGGGCCCAUUGCGGAUAUAUGA